UAGGAUAACAAACCACAGAAGCAUGAAUGGAUAAUUGAAGAUAAAGUUACUUUGAGUGCUUGAUGGUAUCUCAGGAUGGCUGAGCUUAUUAAUAACUGGGAGUGGGGUCGGGGAAGAAACUGGAAGUGUUUGGUGAUAGGGACAAUGUGGCACGAACUAGAGAUUCCCUCCCCUCUUACGUAUUGAGCAAUAUUCAGCAUAUGAUACACCACAUAUAGUUCUCAAGGGGUUUUUGUACAUCCUGUUGCUACUUAUCAGAUUUUUAUUAUUUUAGUCAUUUGGGGGGAAAUGUGUUUCUAGCCUUCAUGGUGACAGACAGAAUGUUGGGGGGGGGGCAGGGAACUGUUUUCUAUUGAGGAGUGACCCAGAGUCUGAACAUGCACUUUUAAGUAUCAUACAUAUUUUUAUUUGGUAUGUUUUGCAGCAAAUCCCAACUUUAAAAAUACCCCACUUAAAGAGUUUGCAAAGCUCACCUAAACACAGGUAAUACCAGGCUGGGGAGGGGGGGGGUUGUUUUUCACAUUCUGGGCAACACAACCCAAAAGGCUUUGUCUUGCGUAUCAUGGGAGAAUAGAGAGAAGGAUCUCAGAAGAAGAGGAAAGUUAUUGGGCUAAUCUAUAUAGGUGGCAGUGAAAUCUGGCAGCAGAAACAAAAUAAUAAUUAUAAUUAUAAUUAUAAUUAUAAUUAUAAUUAUUAUUAUUAUUUAUACCCCACCCACUCUGGGUGGCUUCCAACAGAAGUAUUAAAAUACAUUAAUUUAUUAAACAUUAAAAGCUUCCCUAAACAGGGCUGCCUUCAGAUGUCCUCUAAAAGUCUGGUAGUUUUUCUCUUUGACGUCUGGUGGGAGGGCGUUCCACAGGGCAGGUGCCACUACCGAGAAGGCCCUCUGCCUGGUUCCCUGUAACUUGGCUUCUCGCACUGAGGGAACCGCCAGAAGGCCCUCGACGCUGGACCUCAGUGUCCAGAUAGAACGAUGGGGGCGGAGACGCUCCUUCAGGUAUACUGGACCGAGGCCAGCACCUUAAAGCCUUAAAGGUCAGCACCAACACUUUGAAUUGUGCUCAGAAACGUACUGGGAGCCAAUGUAGAUCUUUCAAGACUGGUGUUAUGUGGUCUUGGCAGCCGCUCCCAGUCACCAGUCUAGCUGGCGCAUUCUGGAUUAAUUGUAGUUUCCGGGUCACCUUCAAAGGUAGCCCCACAUAGAGCACAUUGCAGUAGUCCAAGCGGGAGAAAACUAGAGCUCUGGCAAGACAGUUACAAACUUCCUUAGCCCAGGAUGCUCAGGCCCAAGAAUUUGUUUGAAACAAACAAGCAAAUUCCUUGGGUUGGCAUCCAAGCAAUCUGUUGUGCAAACUGAUGUCAUCCCAGCUCAUAUCACCCAGUGACCUCAACCCAGUGGCUUCAUGUAGAUGUUUCAGAGCACAGGGAGAGCCAAACGGGCCUCUAUAGCUACAAUGGCUCAUUCUGACACAAAAGUUAUUUAUGGUUAUAGUUAUUUAUGUUCACGUGGGAACAACACUCAAAGGCCCUCUUGAACUAAAUUCUGGGAAUAUGAGUAUAACGUCACUGCCUAAAGGCAAAUGGUUAUCUCCAACAAGAAAUUGUAUGAAAGCAGAUGUUGCUGGCAGAUCCUUAAGUCAGGUAUAUUUAGACUGCUUCUGUCCUUUGCCAAAACUUUAGGAGAGAAAGCCAUACCUGAUUGUGAUAUUCGAAUAUACUUCUGUACUCUGCAAGCACAAUACUCUUUAGAAGCCUGGGUAGCAUGUAUUGCAUGUCACACUUUGGGAACCUUGUGCAUCGUAAAUGGGCUUGUAAGUAUAACCUUAGCUAUAUUUAAAUAAAUAUUAGCUGGGCUAGACUCCUCUUUCUCGUCCAAGCGACGUGGUACUUCCAAGAGCCUUUAAUGCAAAAACCGGUUCCUAAUUACUGCUGAGCGUAGAAGCCUAGGAUGGUUGUAUCGAGUUGGAAAGAAAUCUAAUUAAGCCAUACAGCUCAAUCAGAUAAAAGUCUGUAUUCCUUCCAGUGCAAUCUACCUUCUUGGGCAUGGAAUCCAGCUCCCAAUAGAUCUAUUAUUAUUAUUAUUCAACCUCAACUUCCUGGUUAGUCUUGAAGCCAUAAGGUUACCUGUAGAGGCAGGUAGUCCUAGGCCUUUCUCAUAUGGCAUCAUGAAAUGUUUGUGGUAAACAUUACAACUCUAGAAUAUCAGGCCCAUCUUGCAAACAUGCUCACAAACUUCCUUAGCCCAGGAUGCUAUCUCAGGCCCGAGAAUUUGUUUCAAACAAACAAGCGAAUUCCAAACCAUUUGACAAACGGUAAGCACUCUACCUGGAAACUCAGCACAGGCAAGCAGUUGUUUGCAAGUCUAUACUGUAUAUGAAGAGAGAGCAGAGUAAUUUGAUUUGAGAAGCAUUUCUGCUGCCCGUGACUGGGUUUCCCACAUUGCAGAAUGCAGUUACUCUCCUGUAGGCCUGCCUUUGUCCUCCCCCAGCUGCAUAUUCUUUCUCUGUACAGGAUCCGAUCAUGUUGGUGCGAGAGUAUUUUAAAGAUAGUGCCAAAGGCUGGAGGGAAAGGAAGGAAUAAAACAUCUUAAGUUGCCAGACCAAAAAUACAUCUGAAGUAGGGACCAUUCCCAAAAUAAUCAACGUAUUUUAAAGCCUGGCUUUAAAGAACGGGUUGAGGAGUGUUUUUCGGGGUAUUUCAGCCACUGCUGCCAACCAGUUUUUAUCAGUGUUACAGUUUUUAAAAUAGCAGUUGUCUAAACUUGGAUGACAUCUAUUCUGCAUUGGAUGGGAAGCUUGGUUCAGAACAGUUAGAAACUGCUGACGUAUAGUGGUUUCUCCAGACUUCUUCUGCUUAGUCAUGAUUUCUACAUUUCAUGGUACCUUCGUUUUGGGUCAGUCCUAAGAACGCUUAAUCAGAAAUAAGUCUUCAGUGGAUCUUACUCAUAGUUGAGCAUGAGUUGGAUUGCACACAUGCAGCACACGAGACUCCUUGUGUUUUUAAAUUCCCAGAAGCAAAUUCUACUAGGUUUAAUGGGGUUUGUUAUCAGGUAUGUGUGUGCAGGACUGCAGUUUUAAGUACAGUGGUACCUCUACUUACGAAUAACUCUACUUACGAAUGUUUCUACUUACGAAUAGAGCUCUGUCCGCCAUCUUGGAUGCAGUUUAGAUAGGAUUUUUUCUACUUACGAAUUUUUAGAUAGGGUUGCUUCUACUUACGAAUUUUUUUCUCCCAAUGCAUUCCUAUGGGAUUCGACUUACAAUUUUUUUCGACUUACAAAUGUGCGUUCGGAACGCAUUAAAUUCGUAAGUAGAGGUACCACUGUAUUGGGGUGGAGUACCUUUAAAGCCCUAUGCGGCUUGGGACCCUCGUAGCUACGGGACCGCCUCCUGGUAUCCCCCGCGGAGGACCUUAAGGUCCACAAACAACAAUAUUCUGGAGAUCCCGAGCCAUAAGGUGGCUAGAUUGGCCUCCAGUAGGGCCAGGGCCUUUUCAGUACUGUAUUGGCCCCAACUUGGUGGAACACUCUCACAGGAGACCAGUGCCCUGCGGGAUUUGUCAUCUUUCCGCAGGGCCUGCAAGACAGAGCUGUUCCGCCUGGCCUUUGGGUUGGAUUCAGUCUGACCCCUGUGUUUUCCUCCCUCAUGCUUUUGAUUUAUGGACUACCUAAAAUGAGGUUGCAUUUUAAAUUCUAAAUUUUAAUAUUGUAUUUUAAUUGUUUUCUUUUCUUUUCUGUCUUAUUGUAAUUUUAUUGGUGUUAGCCGCCCUGAGCCCGGUUUUGACUGGGGAGGGUGGGGUAUAAAUAAAAAUUUAUUAUUAUUAUUAUUAUUAUUACAGUGGUACCUCUACUUAUGAAUAACUCUACUUAUGAAUGUUUCUACUUAUGAAUGGAGCUCCGUCCGCCAUCUUGGAUGCGGUUUAGGCUUUCCUGAUGUAAAACUUACCAAUAAGGACUAUGGAGGUGUUGCAGUGUGAUGGCUGUGAUUUUCGAGCGCCAUCCUACGAAGAUCUUAAAGCUCACAUUCAGGAUGUUCACACGGCGUUUUUGCAACCCACAGAUGUCGCUGAGGAAUCUCCUAGCCAGUCGAGGUUUAGCUCUAUGAAUAGCAGUGACCAAGCUGAGGUGGAAUAUUCUUCUGUAAAAGAUGAAUUUGGAAUUACGGAUGAGAUAGCAGGACAAAAUGCAGCUCAGCUGGGGACUGGAAAUUAUUACAGCCAUAGCCAGAGUUAUUAUGGCCAGCAUAUGCUCUCCAAGCCAGCGAGCAAGUUUUUCCAGUGCAAAUUCUGUGUGCGUUAUUUCAGAUCCAAAAACCUACUCAUAGAGCACACGCGGAAAGUGCAUGGCGCUCAGGCGGGAGGAUCUCCAGCUGGAUCGCCCGGUAGUAGCUCCUUAAAUUACAACAUUAUGAUGCACGAGGGCUUUGGUAAGGUUUUUUCUUGCCAGUUCUGCACCUACAAAUCCCCGAGGCGUGCGAGGAUUAUUAAGCACCAGAAGAUGUACCACAAAAACAGCCUGAAGGAGAGCUCCACCCCUCCCGCCGCUUCAGCUGCUAUAUCUGAAUCGGCAUCGACAUCUGUGCCAGUACAGGACUCUUGCAAGGAACUCCCAGCCGAAGUUGUAGAACGCAGUAUUUUGGAGUCUAUGGUCAAGCCUUUGACCAAGUCGAGAGGGAACUUCUGCUGCGAAUGGUGUAGCUACCAGACUCCCCGAAGGGAACGCUGGUGUGACCAUAUGAUGAAAAAGCAUCGCAGCAUGGUGAAAAUACUGUCAAGCCUGAGGCAGCAACAGGACGGGACCAACGUGCCAGACGUCUCGAGCAAGGGUCCACCAAGCCCCACUCCAAACACCAACUACAUCCCUAUGAAUGCCUCUGGGCGGGAGAUGCCGAAUGCAAACCUCCCGAGCUACAGAGGCUCUAUGAACAAUUCUCUUGUCAGGUCCAACACUUCUACUUCUUCAAAGUUUUCUUCUGUUUCCUACCCUCACAUGAAACACAAAGCACCUCACAACUCUGGCACUGUUAAUUUGUCGGACAGGUCUCGCUACGCGAUGGCCGACAUGGCAAAUUCCUCCGCCGAUAUGGAUACAAACAGUAUGCUCAAUGACUCCAGUUCUGACGAUGAGCUAAAUGAACUAGACAGUGAAAAUGGGUUGAACUCCAUGGAUCACCAAACCUCAGGGCUAACUGCAGAGCAACUGAUGGGGUCUGAGGGCCACAAGUUACUGGAAACAAAGGGGAUCCCCUUUAGGAGGUUUAUGAACAGAUUCCAGUGCCCCUUCUGCCCUUUUCUUACCAUGCAUCGGCGGAGCAUUUCCCGCCAUAUUGAAAACAUCCACCUGUCUGGGAAGACAGCAGUAUACAAAUGUGAUGAAUGUCCAUUUACAUGCAAGAGCUCAUUCAAACUCGGAGCUCAUAAACAGUGUCAUACCGGGGCAGCAUCCGACUGGGAUGCAGUGAAUUCCCAAACAGAAAGCAUAGCUUCUUCGUUAAAUGAAAGCACAGUAUCCUACGAAGGGGGCAAUAUGAAUGGCAGGAAGUCCGGCGGGUUAAUGGAUUCCAUGCAGCAGCAGCAACAAUCUCCGCAGUCCAAUUCGCAGCAUCCAUAUAAGUGUACCAUGUGCAAUUAUUCCACAACUACUUUGAAAGGUCUCCGGGUUCAUCAGCAACACAAGCACUCGUUUUGUGACAACUUGCCAAAAUACGACGGCCCAUCCUCCAAUACUCCACAAGACAGUGAGCCGGAUGCUCAUGCCUCUCCCAGCACCGUGAAGAAAAGCCAGACCUCAAUUCUUGGGCUGUCUUCUAAAAACAACUUCGUAGCUAAAGCCUCUCGGAAGAUGUCCAGUGACUUUCCCCUCGAUCUUUCACCAGUGAAGAAGAGAACUAGGAUUGAUGAGAUAGCUAGCAAUUUGCAAAGCAAAAUCAGUCAAAACAAGCAACAGGAAGACGCAGUGAUUAACGUAGAGGAGGAGGAGGAGGAAGAAGACGACAAUGAAGUGGAGAUAGAAGUUGAGCUGGACAAGGAAGAGGAACAAGGAGAGCCGCUGAUGGAAAUCGCAACAUUUGCUUCCCAGCAAAUGUGGGGAAGAGAUACCAUCGAGUCUCAGAAAGAGCCCAACUACAGGAGCAUUGGCCAUGAUUACAAUUCCACCAAUGGGGCAGAAAUUGAGCUAACUAUAUCUGAGGAUGAAGAGGACUAUUAUUGUUCUUCAAUUGGCUUGAAAGACCAAGGUCUCAAUUCAUCUGCUUUGGGCAGCCAGUCCAGUAUAUAUGGAUCAGACCAAAACAAUGAAAAUUCUGAUUAUGGUGACUCCGGAAGGCUUUACUAUUGUAAACACUGUGACUUCAGCAACAAAUCCGCUAGGAGUGUUAGCACUCAUUAUCAACGGAUGCACCCAUACAUCAAAUUCAGCUUUAGGUAUAUCCUGGACCCCAAUGAUCACAGUGCGGUGUACAGGUGUCUCGAAUGUUACAUUGAUUAUACAAACUUUGAAGACCUGCAGCAGCACUAUGGGGAGCACCAUCCUGAAGCCAUGAAUGUACUCAAUUUUGAUCAUUCCGAUUUGAUCUACCGCUGCCGUUUCUGCUCUUACACCAGCCCGAAUGUUAGGAGCCUGAUGCCACAUUACCAAAGAAUGCACCCAACAGUCAAAAUUAACAAUGCAAUGAUAUUCUCGAGCUAUGUGGUUGAACAGCAAGAGGGCUUAAGUUCAGAGUCGCAGACUCUGAGAGAGAUCUUGAACUCUGCUCCGAAAAGCCUGGCCUCUCCAACUACCGUUGCCCGUGGGACUGGCGUACCUGCUGCUUUUAACAAAAAUUCUCCGAAAAGUAAUAGCCCAGAAUCUGAAAGCCAGAAGGAGUCGUCAGUAAACAGUGUUGUGGUUUAUGACUGUGACGUCUGCUCAUUUGCAAGUCCUAACAUGCAUUCUGUCUUAGUUCAUUACCAGAAGAAACACCCUGAAGAGAAGGCUUCAUACUUUAGGAUUCAGAAGACGAUGCGCGUGGUGUCUGUUGAGAGGGGCUCUGCUCUGGCUCAGAUGGCUUAUGAAUUGGGAUCGCCCAUCUCCCCCAAAAUGUCCAAUAUGGCUUCACAACUGCCACCUCCACCACCUCCAGACCUUACGACUGAGCUUUACUACUGCAAACAUUGCUCUUACAGCAACCGCUCAGUGGUUGGCGUGCUUGUGCAUUACCAGAAAAGGCACCCAGAAAUAAAAGUUACUGCAAAAUACAUUAGGCAGGCACCUCCCACUGCAGCAAUGAUGAGAUCUGGAGAGAUCCCACCUGGCGUUCCCAGGCCACCAGCAUCUAUGCAACAGCAUAACCGGGGCAACUCUGAGAGUACUGCCUCGGAGAAUGAGAUGUUCUUCUGCCAGCACUGUGAUUAUGGAAACCGGACUGUGAAAGGCGUGCUCAUACAUUACCAAAAGAAGCACCGCGAUUUCAAAGCCAAUGCAGAUGUAAUUAGGCAGCACACAGCCACAAUCAGGAGCCUUUGUGAUCGUGGCCAGAAAAACUCCCUUGGCGGUAUGCAGACUCCUGCUUCCAAUGCCGAGCGAGAGAAGGCUAAGCUGAGAGCUCUCAAGUGCAGGCAGUGUUCUUACACAUCUCCUUAUUUCUACGCACUUAGGAAGCACAUUAAAAAGGACCACCCGAGCUUGAAGGCCACAGUCACCUCUAUUUUGCGAUGGGCGUUUUUGGAUGGCUUAAUAGAAGCCGGGUAUCAUUGUGAGUGGUGCAUCUAUUCUCACGCCGAACCCAGCGGCUUGCUUGUGCAUUACCAAAGGCGACAUCCUGAGCAUUAUGUUGACUAUACGUAUAUGGCAACAAAGCUCUGGGCAGGGCCGGAUCCUUCGCCUCCAGCCUUACUGAUCCCAUCAGAGAUGAAAACGUAUAAAUGCAGAGACUGCAUUUUUGAAGCAUCUUCCAUUUGGGACAUUACUAAUCACUACCAAGCUUUUCAUCCCUGGGCUAUGAAUGGAGAUGAAUCUGUAUUGCUAGAUAUUAUCAAGGAGAAGGAUGCCGCUGAUAAAGCCAUCCCAGCAUCCAACGAUGCUGGAGCCAGGGUCAAUUCGGAGGGCCAGAUGGCAGCGCCACAUGUGGACCAGGAUGCAGAAUAUGCAGAGGAUACAAACCUGGUCCAAGACAAAGCUAUCCAGCUCACCUCUGCAAACCCUGCAAUCUCAUCAACGCCAUACCAGUGCACAGUGUGUCAGUCGGAGUACAACAAUUUGCAUGGACUUCUGACCCACUAUGGCAAAAAGCACCCUGGGAUGAAAGUUAAAGCUGCAGAUUUUGCACAAGACAUAGAUAUUAACCCAGGAGCUGUGUACAAAUGUAGGCAUUGCCCGUACAUCAAUACACGCAUUCAUGGUGUUCUCACACACUACCAGAAACGGCACCCCUUGGUGAAGGUCACAGCGGAAGAUUUUGUGCACGAUGUGGAACAGCCAAAUGACAUGAACCAGAACGAGGUGGAGGAGACCAGCAGAAUUUUCAAGCAAGGAUAUGGUGCUUACAGGUGUAAAUUGUGCCCUUAUACGCAUGGCACGUUAGAGAAGCUCAAAAUCCAUUACGAGAAAUACCACAACCAGCCUGAAUUUGAUGUGUUUGCACAGUCUCCUCCUAAGCUGCCGGCCUCUGUGGAGCCUGAAGUCGUUGCUGAGAUUAAGCCCUCUCCAGAAAUCUCUCCGGAGGAGAUCAUUGGAGACGAUUCGGUGCCUCCUUCACACUUCUCGAGUUCCCACCUGGUGUCCCACACGGUGUUUCGUUGCCAGCUCUGUAAGUAUUUUUGCUCCACCAGGAAAGGGAUAGCUAGGCACUACCGGAUAAAACACAACAACGUCCGGGCCCAGCCAGAAGGGAAGAACAACCUCUUCAAAUGCGCCUUGUGCUCCUACACGAACCCUAUCCGCAAAGGCUUGGCUGCGCAUUACCAGAAGCGCCACGACAUCGACGCCUACUAUACUCACUGCUUAGCUGCUUCGAGGACUGUCAGCGACAAGCCCAACAAAGUGAUCAUUCCGUCGCCCCCGAAAGAAGAUUCCCCCCAGCUGAGCGAGGAGCUGAGGAGGGCAGUGGAGAAGAAGAAGUGCUCCCUCUGCUCCUUCCAAUCCUUCAGUAAAAAGGGAAUCGUAUCGCACUACAUGAAGCGACACCCGGGCGUGUUCCCCAAGAAGCAGCACGCGAGCAAGCUGGGGGGCUACUUCACCGCCGUGUACGCAGAUGAGUACGAGAGGCCGCAGGCUCCGCCAGAGGAGAGGAAUGACUUCGAGAAGCCAGAAGUGGAGGUGGAGGCUCCCGAAAUGGAGUGGCUCCCCUUCCGCUGCGUCAAGUGCUUCAAGCUCUCCUUCAGCACGGCCGAGCUGCUGUGCUCGCAUUACACCGACCACCACAGCAAGGACCUGAAGAGAGACUUUGCCAUACUGGGAAGCGGCCCCCAUUUCCAGAACCCCAUCUUCCAGUGCCGGCACUGCGACAGCAAGCUUCAUAGCACGGCGGAGCUGACCUCGCACUUGAACAGUCACAACGAGGAAUUCCAGAAGCGUGCCAAACGCCAAGAGAGGAGGAAGCAGCUUCUGAGCAAGCAAAAAUAUGCAGAUGGUGCUUUGGUAGAUUUCAAACAAGAGAGGCCUUUUGGUAACGUGGAAGAAGUUUCAAAACUGAAGGAGAGGAAAGUGGUGGGCUACAAGUGUAAAUUUUGUGUGGAAGUUCAUCCAACCCUUCGCGCUAUCUGCAACCAUCUUCGUAAGCACGUCCAGUACGGGAAUGGCUCCUCUGUGUCUGCUGCAGGCAAGCAGGAAGUUGAAGAUCCUUCAAAUGCAGCUUUCUUGGAGGGUGUUGAGGGAGCCAAAGACCCUGGCAGUGUUUCCACUGUGGAACUUGCAGAAGCUGAAUCUGGACCAUCACUGGAAGAUGAAACCAGGCCUGGUGGCUACCACUGCAGCCAGUGUGACCGGGUUUUGAUGUCUAUGCAGGGUCUACGAUCGCACGAGAGGAGUCACUUGGCAUUGGCCAUGUUUACUCGCGAAGACAAGUACAGCUGCCAGUAUUGCUCCUUUGUCUCUGCUUUCAGGCACAAUUUGGAUCGCCACAUGCAAGCUCACCAUGGACAUCAUAAACCAUUCCGCUGCAAACUCUGCCCUUUCAAGUCCUCCUAUAACAGCCGGCUGAAAACUCACCUACUCAAAGCUCAUGCUGGUGAACAUGCCUACAAAUGCUCCUGCUGCUCAUUUUCCACCAUGACAAUCAGCCAGCUGAAAGAGCACUCCCUGAAAGUGCAUGGGAAGGCACUGACACUACCAAGACCACGCAUUGUCAGCCUUGUAACCUCGCAUGCUCAACAUGCCUCCAUGAACCACACUACCGCUGAAGAAGUGGAAGAUUCUAAUGAUUCUUCCUACUCGGAACCCCCAGAUGUCCAACAGCAAUUGAACCACUACCAGUCGGCAGCUCUGGCAAGGAACAAUAACAACAUUAGCCCCGUCCCUCUUUCCGGAGCAGACCAGAAAGCCGAAGCCGUCCUUAACUGUGAAUUUUGUGAAUUCUCCUCGGGUUAUAUACAGAGCAUUCGCCGUCAUUACCGUGACAAACAUGGAGGGAAGAAGCUCUUCAAGUGUAAAGAUUGCUCCUUUUACACAGGCUUUAAAUCUGCUUUUACUAUGCACGUGGAAGCUGGGCAUUCAGCAGUUCCUGAGGAAGGACCCAAAGAUCUCCGCUGUCCUCUCUGCCUGUACCACACCAAAUAUAAACGGAACAUGAUUGACCAUAUCGUCCUUCAUAGAGAAGAGCGAGUGGUCCCCAUAGAAGUGUGCCGUUCCAAGCUGUCCAAAUAUUUGCAGGGAAUCGUUUUCCGCUGCGACAAGUGUACCUUCACGUGUUCCAGCGACGAAAGCCUACAGCAGCACAUAGAGAAGCACAAUGAGCUGAGACCUUACAAAUGCCAACUCUGCUACUAUGAGACCAAGCACACGGACGAGCUGGAUGCUCACCUUCGAGAUGAGCAUAAGGUGAGUCGCAAUUUUGAGCUGGUUGGACGGGUUAACUUAGAUCAGUUGGAACAAAUGAAGGAGAAAGAGGAGACUUCCAGCAGCGAUGAGGAAGAAAAGGAAGAGGAGAUGAGCCCCAAGUGUGAAGCGAGAGGGUCCAUGAGGUUCUCUGAGAAUGGACCACAAGAAAAACGUUUCCCCUGUGAAUUUUGUGGCCGGACGUUUGCAGAGGGCUCAGAGUGGGAACGGCAUGUGCUGAGACAUGGCCAUGUAAGUUGGUCUAAGUCUCUCUGCUUUUAACACGUUGGUUGGCACAUAGGAAGGUGUCGUAUACCAGCCUGGAUAGCUCAGUUGGUUAGAGCGCAGUGCUGAUAAUGCCAAGGUUGCAGGUUCAAUCCCCUUAUGGGACUACUGCAUAUUCCUGCGUUGCGGGGGUUGGACUAGACAACCCCUCAGGGUCCCUUUCAACUCUACAAUUCUGUGAUUCUAAGCCAGUCUGCUGGUCCAACUAGUUCAGUGUUUUCUGCACUGACUGACAGAAACUCUCCUGGGUUUUUGACAUGGGUUUCUCUCCCAGCCUAACUUGGUGGUUGUCGGGAGCUGGAGUCUUAACAACAGAAGAGCUAAAGUUUCCCCAUCCUUCCUAAAAGCCUAACAAAUUGGCUGUGGCGUAAACUUUCAUGAUUUGGAACCCACUUCAUCCCAUGUCAUCGGCUGAAUGGGACCCUGCAACCAUCAUUGGACAGCCCUUUUUCAUGUGCCGCCUCUGUGAGAGGUCCAGAGGGCGGGCAACACGAAAACAGGGCCUUUUUCUGCAGUGGCUCCCUGUCUGUGGAAUGCUCUCCCGGCAUCAGCAUUAGAAGGGGGUAGGAUGUUUUUAAUAUAUUUCUCUUGCAUCUUGAUUUUAGUGUAGCUCUGUGGGGUUUAUUGUCUGUUUGGUUGAAAGUUGUUGAUAUAUUUAAAUAAUAAUGUUUAGGUCAGGGUAACAAGGCCCUCUGAUGCUCCAGGUAGCCUCCUCCUUUUCCCUCCUCCUCCUUAGCUUGUUUUUAAACUUAAUAACAAACCAUCCCCCAUAUAGCCUAAUCCCAAAAGAAGAAUUCAAUGGAUAUACAAUGUCAAUGAUCCAGUCAAACAUUAAGCAGGCGUCUUUUGGUGGCCAAUAAAUAAUCUAUGGCCUUUUAAACUGGGUGGGGGGGGGUAUCGUAUUGUUUUUGUUUGUUACUGUGUUAUGGGUUUUAUGUUGUAAACCACCCUGUGAUCCACAGAUAAAGGGCAGUAUAAGAAUUAAAUAAAUAAAUAAAUAAAUAGCAAAUCAGAACAAAGUAAUUUGCUGCAGUUUUGCAUAAAAAUUGUUCAUUCUGGAACAAUGCCCACAACCAAUAAACUGC
Zootoca vivipara (common lizard) is the source of this 12378-nucleotide messenger RNA. The record is from RefSeq and is a predicted model, not a curated record. Lineage: Eukaryota; Metazoa; Chordata; Lepidosauria; Squamata; Lacertidae.